AAACUGUAGAAUGGAGAGGAUAGAACUAAUUCACCAAUCACCAGUACCAGUAGAAUACCAAUUUGGGGGGUUUGAACGACAGAAACUGCUUCAAACUGCCAACUAACACAUUAAUCCUAACCUUUUAUUUGGUGGGUCAUAGAUCAAUGUCCUAUCAGAUGGUCUACCCACAAAUCAAUGGUCUAGAUUGAUGAUUAUCGAAAACUCCAAGGUGGGGACAACAGCAUAGCCAUGAAUUGCCAAAGAUGGAUUGAAGAAAAAUGAAGGGCCAAGGUUUAUAUAUAAUUUCCCGGGCUUAAGGAAUCGUUGCUGGGUUUGCUAAGCUUCGUUCCGGCCGCUGCUACACGUGUCGGUCGGCUCCGAGCAACGACAGCGAUUCUGGCGGACUUCUGUAAGGACGAAAAAUCUUCACAGGUUUGCAUUUGCAGAAAUGGCUACGGGAUUUCUGAGAUUUUGCUACCACUCGAAUUGAAAAUGGAGAUAUGGAGAAAAGAGACGAUUUUUUUAUACAUUCCCUUGCAUUCGUUGCUUCUCUUUUGGUUUUCUGGCAUCCUUUUGCUCGUCUGAGAAUUCAUGGAAGCUGCUCUAGAGCCUUCAGCUUCUCCAUGUGAAAACGGUAACGGCGCCAGUGCCGUCACCGGGAAACUCCCGGUAGGCGAGGGUACUCCGGGUGAAGAUAAAAUUCCGGUGGCUGUGCUUUACGUCUCUGUUUCCGCUCAAGACCUUAGAUCUUUAGACAUGGAGAAGGAGCGAGUGGACGACUCUUCUCCUCGGGAAGUUCUAGAGGACUGCCUCCGGAGCUUAGAAUCUGAGACGGGUUCAUCCAAAGCCAGUACAUCGGAUUCUGAUUCUCAACCCAAUCGCAGAGCCGUCUCCCAUUGGCAGGAAUUCGUUCGGCUGAUAAAAGCUCGAACAAUAAAGCGAUUAUACACGUUUCCUCCAUUCGUAGUUCCAAAGCUUUCAAAAAGGAAGAGCAGAAACACUCGAGCGAACCCCAUCUCUAAGCCGAACCCAACUGAAGAUGCAAGUUUCUGCAGUAUCAAGUCUUCCUGGAAAAACUUUACACUCUCAGAGCUCCAGAAUGCAACCAACAAUUUCAGCCCUGGAAAUAUAAUUGGGAAGGGCGGUUAUGCAGAAGUUUACAAAGGGCGGUUGAAAGAUGGGCAGUUUGUAGCAGUCAAGCGGCUCAUUCAAGGAACACCAGAAGAGACAAUUGGGGAUUUCUUAUCUGAGCUUGGGAUUAUAGUCCAUGUGAAUCAUCCUAAUACCGCGAAGUUGAUUGGAUAUGGGGUUGAAGGGGGAAUGUAUAUUGUUCUACAAUUGUCUCCACAUGGAAGCUUGGCAUCUCUGCUCUAUGGUUCAAAGGAGAAAUUGAAAUGGAGCAUUAGGUACAAGAUUGCUCUGGGAACAGCUAAGGGUCUUAAGUAUCUUCAUGAGAACUGUCAAAGAAGAAUCAUCCACAGAGAUAUCAAGGCUUCUAAUAUUUUGCUUACAGAGGAUUUUGAGCCUCAGAUUUGUGAUUUUGGACUAGCAAAGUGGCUACCUGAACAGUGGACUCAUCACAUCAUACCAAAAUUUGAGGGCACAUUUGGUUACCUUGCUCCUGAGUACUUCAUGCAUGGAAUAGUAGAUGAGAAAACUGAUGUAUUUGCUUUUGGGGUACUACUGCUAGAGCUCAUCACUGGACGCCAAGCUCUGGACAAUUCAAAAAAAAGUCUUGUGAUGUGGGCAAAGCCUUUGCUCGAUAAAAACGACAUUAGGGAAUUAGCUGAUCCUUCUCUUGAUAAUGCCUAUGAUCCAGAACAGAUGAAUCGUGUGGUUUUAUCAGCAUCUUUGUGCGUACAGAACUCUUCAAUUCUACGCCCUCGGAUGAGUCAGGUUGUACAAAUUCUUAGAGGUGAUGAAGGGAGCUUGGACUGCGUAAAACUAUGCCAAAACCUAGGCCUUCAAAGGACCUACUCAGUAGAACUAUUUGAUGCAGAGGAAUACAACUCAACAAGGUACCUGAGUGACCUUAAUCGGCAUAAGGAGAUUGCUUUAGAGUUCUGAAAGCAUUGACAACCGAUUGCGUCUUGUAAACUUCUAGAAAGAAAGUAGAUGUUGUUUUGUCAGGAUGUGUAAAUCGAUUUCUUGUGUAAAUAUAUGAUGCGAUUUUGGAUAUUGAA
Messenger RNA from Nelumbo nucifera (sacred lotus), 2165 nucleotides. Its product is annotated as receptor-like cytosolic serine/threonine-protein kinase RBK2. The record is from RefSeq and is a predicted model, not a curated record. Lineage: Eukaryota; Viridiplantae; Streptophyta; Magnoliopsida; Proteales; Nelumbonaceae. Gene Ontology annotation, molecular function: ATP binding; protein kinase activity. Gene Ontology annotation, biological process: protein phosphorylation.